UGGGCAGAUUUAAAGAUGAGGAAUUUGGUGCCCUCAGCCCAAUCUAGCCAUUUAUUUACUGUGCUAAUUAUUAUAUGUAAGUGUCUGGUAGCCGCACAAAAUUACUUUAAUAUCAAGUCAACAAUUGGCAUCUCGGCCAUAAACGACAUAAACGAUCAGUUGAAAAUGUGAAUCAAAAAGCAAAUUGAUUACAAUGAACAUAUUUGGUUGAUUUUUAUGACACAAAUUUAACCUACAUUCAGAUUUUGAUUUUACUAACCCCCUCUUUGAAGGAUGAGAUUAUUUGUUAGAAAUCAUGGCACAAUCCCUGAUCGCUUGCUCAGUCUUCUCCGCCGGGAGAAAGUCCAAGAGAUCACCUCUUUUGCACAACAUGCGCAGCACGGCGCUGGGUCCUGCGCUAACAAGCAGUACCCUCAAGCUACGUUAAAGACAGUGUUCAGUGGGAACAUCCCCUCCAGUGGUACGAGCAGACAACAGACUGGUUUGUUAGGUUACCCCCUCUUCUCCUCACACCAGGGCUUCUUUCAUUGUUGGUUCCUUUGUGAGGCCCAUUGUAAUGAGUUGGUUAAACAAAUCUUAACAGAGCCCCCAGGAAUCAAAACUCUCAAACUGUUUGACGAUCUUUCUAAUGCAAUCUGUGUUUACGCUGACUGUAUCAAGUUUAUCGCUGAAAAUGCACCUAAUGAUAAAAUUGCACGUGCAGCAAUUGUUUGUAACAGUAACGCGCAUGAGUUUGUUGAGAAAUUAAACACAAAUGUGGAUCUCUACCGGGCAAUAAAAGCAGUUGCAGACAGCUCUGAUACAUUUUCUUCAUUAAACUCUGAAGAUGUCACAGCUCUUAUGUCAUUUCUUCAUGACAUGGACCUCUCAGGAAUCCACCUCCCUGACCAAAUACGGCACAGUUACGUCCAGCAUAUGUCAGAAAUCGCAACAGCGGGAAACAACUUCCUGCAACUAGGUCAGCAGCCUGUGUUGAUUAAAUUUGAUGACGCUCCGAGAGCAUUGCACAACUACAAGUCAAUAAUGAAAGAGAAUCAUAACAAGAAAGUAGAAUUUAUAGAGUUGCAUGGUCCAGGUUCUGACCAUGUUAUGACAGAUGUUAGAGAGUUUGCAUUCAGGAACUACCACGCCUUCGAUCAGGACAAAGAGAAUGAACUAAUGAAUUUAUUGGGAGCACGACACAAGAUGGCACGCAGCGUAGGAUUCAAGAGUUUUAGUGAGCGUGAGUUGAGAAACACAAUGGCAGGUUCUCCUGAAAACGUGUCCAACUUUCUGAACAAUCUUCACAGCGAGCUUAAACCUCUGGUUGACCUUGAGUUUGAGCACAUCAAGUUCGCAAAAGCAGAAGAGAACAGACAUGAUUUCGGUGAGCCUAAGAUAUACCCUGGAGAUGGUCAGUAUUAUUCUCGGGUUCUUAAUGAGCGAUGUUUGGUUGACAACCAUAAGCAAGAUAUGUUCCUAGACAUGCUCGAGUUUGAGAAUGUUAUAGAAGGUUUGAAUGUUUUCUGUGAAGAUGUGCUGAAAAUAUCCCUUGUUACGGAGAUACCAAUGCAAGGAGAGCUAAUAAACACUAACGUUGUAAAAGUUGGUGUAUUUGAUGAUAAGGAAGGACUGAUAGGCUACAUUUACCUAGAUCUGUUUGAAAGAGACAACAAAACACCCCGCACUUGUUUACAUACCAUAACAUGUGGCACUAAGACUCAGCUUCCUGUUGUUGUUCUACAGUGCAGUUUCUUAAUGAAUCCUAGGAAGCAGGAAAUGGGCCAAUACCACUACCAUAGGAUCAAUCUAGACCAGGUGCAGACUCUGUUUCACGAGUUUGGACAUGCUUUGCAUGCCAUUCUUGGGAGGACCACAUACCAAGCUACCAGUGGCACCAGGGGUCCCACUGAUUUCUCUGAAAUUCCUAGCAUGCUUUUCGAAAACUUUAUAUCCCAUCCUGAGAUCUACUACGCAGUGGUCAACCCCUUUGCCAUCUACAGCGACUCAGAUUUUAAGUUAGGCAGGAAGAACCUAUUUAACACUCCUUACAGCGCCCUGAAAACUGAGACCAGUAUACUUUACUCUCUGUUAGACCAGGAGCUACACUCAGAUACCCUCCCCACCUCAACUAACGAGAUAGCAAACAAACUGUUCAGUAAAUACUCGCACUUAUCAACGUUAGAGGGCACUGCGUGGCAUCACCGCUUUGCUCAUCUCUACUUCUACGGGGCUAGAUAUUACAGUUAUCUUUGGUCACAGUCCAUUGCUAAUCUUAUAUUCUACAAUUUGUUCCAUGAUGAUCCGUUCAAUGAGAAAGCUGGGGAAAAGUUGAAGGAGUUUUUGAGGCGUGGGUCUGGUACUGAUUUUAAAUCUUCGUUAGAUGAACUGGUUGGGUAUGAGUUUGGUCAGGAUGAUAUGAUAGCAGCUAUUGUUGAGCCGCUCAAAGUCUUCAAUAAUUCUUAUCUUGAUAAGCAGGAUAUUUCUAAAAAGUGGUGGUAGUUUGUGUUACGGCUUUUUGGAGUAAUUUUAAACUCUCCCAAUUUUCGGAGUUUCGAAAAUGUACUGUAGAAUUUGAAGUGGAAUGUAAAUAUUUGUAAUUUUUUGCUUUUCUUAUGUUCAAUUUUUAAA
Messenger RNA from Bolinopsis microptera, 2610 nucleotides. Its product is annotated as mitochondrial intermediate peptidase-like. The transcript has a single exon. Gene Ontology annotation, molecular function: metalloendopeptidase activity. Gene Ontology annotation, cellular component: mitochondrion. Gene Ontology annotation, biological process: peptide metabolic process. Lineage: Eukaryota; Metazoa; Ctenophora; Tentaculata; Lobata; Bolinopsidae. Bases 274 to 2481 code for a protein of 735 amino acids. The record is from RefSeq and is a predicted model, not a curated record.